This is a messenger RNA of Rhopalosiphum padi (bird cherry-oat aphid), 1404 nucleotides long. RefSeq names its product serine/arginine repetitive matrix protein 1-like. NCBI's taxonomy places the organism in Eukaryota, Metazoa, Arthropoda, Insecta, Hemiptera, Aphididae. The coding region runs from base 1 to 1404 and encodes 467 amino acids. The record is from RefSeq and is a predicted model, not a curated record. The transcript has a single exon.
AUGAGUUCUACGUGUCUCAACGAGUUUAGCGAAAACGAAGACGUUAUCCGUGCAGAACCAUCACUGCCGCAUCAACUGCUUGCGCAAUCGGGUCUCCGGGCCGGUGCGUCGCCGGAAAAGCGGACGGACGGCGACCAGGGCUGUCCCAAUCCAUGUGGCCGGGACGACGGUCCGGUGGACUGCAAGACGAUGAGCGUGCGACGGCGGCUGGCCGAGGAUCUCGGCUGCUGCGGCUGCACCAAUAAGCCCGAGACGCCCUGCUUGGUCACCGAGGACACGAGCACGUGUUGUCAGCAGCGUCGUCCCGAACCGAACGCCAAUGCCGCGUGCGUCGAUCCGGUCGAACAGAUCAUCAACGAAGGACUGCAGCAACAGCAUAAGAAGCGCCACAGCCGGCGGCGAUCGUCCUGCAGCAGUCGGCCGGCAAGACCGAAUGGUCAGGAAUGCCGCUCACGGCCGCCGGCGACCGAUCGCCGAAGCAGCUACCAACCCGAUUAUUUCGACGACCAGGCGGACAUGGACAACUGGCGAGAGCACCGGGACCAAAGCCGGCAACAUCCGUCGUCACAGUCACCGAGGCGCAGAAGCUUAGCAUUCGAACCUUUCGUAGAUAGCGAACCGUAUUCCCCGGCCAGGCCGUCUACUCCGGGCGCCGCACCGACACGACCGCCGCCGCCGCAGAACGAAAACCAAGACGUGCGGCAAGAGAUGCUACUGGAACUGCAAAGGCUGGACGAGCAGCGGGCGCACCUGUUGGAGUGCAUGGAAAGGGAGCGGAAAAUCGUCGAGAUGGUGCUCGAAUACAAGCGACAGAAACGGGCCUGUCCCGCGGCGGCGGAGGCCGUGGACCCGCGCGACGACCGGGAACGGAUUCAGCGGAGGAUCAACGAAGCGAAACGGAAAACGGCCGAGGUCCAACGACGCUUGCAACAGUCGGGCGCGCAUCAAUGCGGCACGGACGAGGUCCCGGCGUGCUCGCCUGCGGUGGCCAGAUGCCCGACGCCGUCGUCGUCUGCAGCCAGAUGUCCGACGCCGUCGCCGUCGCCCCGCAACCCGACACCGACCUGCAGCGCCGCCGCCGGGCCGGAGACUUCGACGUCCUGCCAGCGGCGCAGAUUGCGUUACCAGCCGCCGUCGCCCGACACCGACACCGAAGACGAAUCUUGUGCGCCACCGCCGCCGAGACGACGGUUGCUCAAGUAUCGUCCGCCAUCGCCCGACAGCAGCAGCGAAGACGCUGAGGGCAACGAAUGCGGCCGCCGACCGUCCGCGGCCAACGCAGACGACCGGCAGUCGUCGCUGCAAGACUCGUUCACGUACUACAACCGAUCGGUUCGUAACGGCGUGCCCCCCGUGACCGCGGACGUGCCACAGCAGACCAGCAGUCCGUGGACGAGCCGGUAA